AUGGCGGCGACAGUUUACGGCGUCAGGAGCUUUUUCUUGUUGGCGGCGAUUGUGAUAUUGUUCUCCGGUCAUUAUGGAGGCGCCACCGCAGCCACCAGAGGUUACAUUAAGUACAAAGAUCCAAAAGCGGCGGUUGAGGAGCGUGUAGAGGAUUUGCUAUCACGAAUGACAUUACCGGAGAAACUUGGUCAAAUGUGUCAAGUUGAUCGGUUCAACUACUCAUUUUUUCCCACGACUAAGGGCCCAGAAAUCUUCACAAAGUACAUGAUCGGAAGCAUUUUGAGCAAUCCGCAUGAUACUGGGGCUAGUCCAUCAAAGCGUGUCGCCGUAGCAAACACCAUGCAGAAAUUGAGUCUUUCUACGAGGCUUGGAAUCCCUUUGCUUUACGCUAUUGAUGCUGUUCAUGGCCACAACACUUUUAUCAAUGCCACCAUCUUCCCCCACAACGUUGGUCUUGGUGCCACUAGGGAUCCUGAUCUUGUUAAAAAGAUUGGAGCUAUAACUGCGCUUGAAGUAAGAGCUACAGGAAUCGCUCAAGCUUUUGCGCCUUGUGUUGCGGUUUGCAGAGAUCCUAGAUGGGGAAGGUGUUAUGAGAGCUAUAGUGAAGAUCCUAAAGUUGUGAAUAUGAUGACCGAAAGUAUCAUGGAUGGAUUACAGGGAAAUGCUUCUUACGUCGCUGAUUUCAAGACUAAAGUGGCUGGUUGCGCCAAACAUUUUGUUGGGGAUGGAGGAACGGUAGGUACUGGAAUCAAUGAGAAUAACACUGUGGCUGAUAAAGCUACUCUUUUUGGUAUCCAUAUGCCUCCUUUUGAGAUAGCCGUAAAGAAAGGGAUCGCAUCAAUCAUGGCUUCUUAUUCUAGUCUCAACGGUGUUAAGAUGCAUGCAAACCGCGCAAUGAUCACUGAUUACCUCAAGAACACACUCAAAUUCCAAGGCUUUGUUAUCUCUGACUGGCUUGGAAUCGAUAGGAUCACAACUCCACCCAAAGCAAACUACACUCACUCUAUCGAAGCCUCUAUUAAUGCCGGCAUUGACAUGGUUAUGGUUCCAUUUGAAUAUGAAGAGUUCUUGGAGGGAUUGACAAAACUAGUGAACGGUGGAUACAUUCCUAUGAGCCGUAUAGAUGAUGCUGUUCGAAGAGUCUUGAGAGUCAAAUUCUCUAUCGGUCUCUUUGAGAAUCCAUUGGCAGAGGAAACUCUUGCCGCGGAUUUUGGAUCUGAGGCGCAUAGAGAAGUAGCCAGAGAGGCGGUGAGGAAAUCAAUGGUACUUCUAAAGAACGGGAAAACAAACGUAGAUAAAGUUGUUCCUCUACAGAAGAAUGUGAAAAAGAUCGUUGUUGUGGGCGCACACGCUAACAACAUGGGUUGGCAAUGUGGUGGCUUUACUCUCACUUGGCAAGGAUUCAAUGGAACUGGAGAAGACAUUGGCCGUAACAAAGCCAUGCAUCUCCCUACCGGUAAAACCAGAGGAACUACAAUCUUGGACGCCAUCAUGAAAACAGUGGAUCACACCACUGAAGUCGUCUACGUGGAGGAACCAAACAAGGACACGUCGAAGCUUCACGCCGACGCAGCAUACACAAUUGUGGUCGUAGGUGAAGCUCCUUACGCAGAGACACGAGGGGACAGCACCACGCUAAGCAUAGCCGCACCAGGUCCAGACACAAUCAGACACACGUGUGGUAGUGGCAUGAAGUGUCUAGUGGUCCUAGUCACAGGACGUCCUCUCGUCAUUGAGCCGUACCUUGACACCAUCGACGCUCUAGCGGUCGCUUGGCUUCCAGGAACGGAAGGACAAGGAAUCACUGAUGUCUUGUUUGGUGACCAUCCCUUCACCGGCACGUUGCCUCGCACGUGGAUGAAGAGUGUGACUCAGCUUCCCAUGAACGUUGGCGACAAGAACUACGACCCUCUCUUCCCCUUCGGAUACGGAAUCAAAACUUAA
This is a messenger RNA of Eruca vesicaria subsp. sativa (arugula), 1944 nucleotides long. NCBI's taxonomy places the organism in Eukaryota, Viridiplantae, Streptophyta, Magnoliopsida, Brassicales, Brassicaceae. The record is from the annotation of a GenBank genome assembly.